Molecule: messenger RNA, 619 nt
Organism: Octodon degus (degu)
Lineage: Eukaryota; Metazoa; Chordata; Mammalia; Rodentia; Octodontidae
Product: T-complex protein 1 subunit eta-like
Exons: 3
Coding region: 32-619 (195 amino acids)
Biological process (GO): protein folding
Cellular component (GO): chaperonin-containing T-complex
Molecular function (GO): ATP hydrolysis activity; ATP-dependent protein folding chaperone; ATP binding
Source: RefSeq, a predicted model, not a curated record
GGAGUAGCGAGCCCCUGAAGAAGUUGCCAAAAUGAUGCCCACACCAGUUAUACUGUUGAAAGAGGGAACUGACAGCUCCCAAGGCAUCCCUCAGCUUGUGAGUAACAUCAGUGCCUGCCAGGUGGUUGCUGAGGCUGUAAGAACCACCCUAGGUCCCCGUGGCAUGGACAAGCUUAUUGUAGAUGGCCGAGGCAAAGCAACAAUUUCUAAUGAUGGGGCCACAAUUUUGAAACUUCUCGAUGUCGUCCAUCCUGCAGCAAAGACUUUAGUGGACAUCGCCAAAUCUCAAGAUGCUGAGGUUGGUGAUGGCACCACCUCUGUGACCCUGCUGGCUGCCGAGUUUCUGAAGCAGGUGAAACCCUACGUGGAGGAAGGCUUGCACCCCCAGAUCAUCAUCCGAGCUUUUCGCACAGCUACACAGUUGGCAAUUAACAAGAUCAAGGAGAUCGCUGUAACUGUGAAGAAGCAAGAUAAAGCAAGAGCACAACCUCAGCUGAGAGGAAGCAGGUUGCCGAGGGAAGAAUCUGGAGCUCUGCCUCGGCUACGCCAGGUCUCCACUGGGUGGGGGGUGGGAGGUCUCUGUAAGCCCCUCCACUCGUCCUGGAUUCUGAGGGCUUGA